Molecule: messenger RNA, 1151 nt
Organism: Salvia hispanica
Lineage: Eukaryota; Viridiplantae; Streptophyta; Magnoliopsida; Lamiales; Lamiaceae
Product: endonuclease V family protein
Biological process (GO): DNA repair
Cellular component (GO): nucleolus; cytoplasm
Molecular function (GO): RNA endonuclease activity producing 5'-phosphomonoesters, hydrolytic mechanism; single-stranded RNA binding
Source: RefSeq, a predicted model, not a curated record
UAUCGACAUUUUUGGCUCAGCUCUUUCCUCACACAUUUUCCCUCCCAAUUUCAAGGCAAUGUCCACUGAACAGCCUUCAACUUCACAAAAUCAAAAUUCCCCCCAAUUAUUGAACCAAUGGAUUGAGAUUCAAGAGUCGCUGAAGAAGCAGCUGAUCACGGACGACACAUUCAGCUGGAAACUGCCUCCAAUAUGCAAAGGUCAAAUAUAUGAAGGCGCACAAGAUGAUCGAGAUUCCGAUCGCGGAAAAUUCCUCAAGUAUAUUGCUGGGGCUGACUUGAGUUUCUCCAAAACUGAUCCAUCAAUUGCUUGUGCCACGCUCGUCGUUUUGGACGCAUCCACCCUUGAAGUAGUGCACGAAGUUUCUAACACCGUCGAGCUUCGCGUUCCGUACGUCCCCGGAUUUCUGGCAUUCAGAGAGGCUCCGGUGCUCCUAGGACUUCUAGAGAAAUUGAAGAAUACCGUACCUCAACUGUAUCCCCAGGUACUGAUGGUUGAUGGGAAUGGGCUGCUUCAUCCUCGAGGCUUUGGAUUGGCUUGUCAUUUAGGUGUUUUGGCCGAUCUUCCAACGAUUGGGAUAGGAAAGAAUUUACACCAUGUUGAUGGUCUGACACAACAUGGAGUGAGACAACUGCUUGAAGCUAAUGGGGACUCAUGUAGUGAUGUAUUCACACUGAUUGGCGAUUCAGGGUCCACUUUAGGAGCGGCAUUGCGAUCGACUGUAGGAUCCCUCAAACCCAUAUUCAUUUCAGUUGGUCAUCGUAUAUCUCUUGCCAGUGCCAUUGAGAUUGUGAAGUUAUCUUGUAGGUAUAGAAUCCCAGAGCCCAUAAGACAGGCUGACAUUAGAUCAAGAGAUUGCCUCCGCAAGCAUGGUUUAAGCUAGCGCGCAUGAACUGAACUGCUUUGGGCAGCACAUCAUCUAAAGCAGAUGCUGUUGUAAAUCAUUUCCGCAGAACUAUACCCUUGCGUUUCAAUGUUUCAAACUUCGAAGAUCUCAACACAAAAAUUGGCUUAAUGGAAUGGAAGCGAAGAUGUGGCGGAAGAGAACAAAAAUACUGAGAGUCACAUCUGUAUAUGGCAAAAAAGAAUGAAACAACAGUAUGAUUGAUAGCUCAUGCCCUCACAAAAAGGCCAGCAUGAAUACAAGCAUC